UUAAAUGUUGUUCCCAUUUCAUUUUAAAGGUUGAUUAAGGACACUCAGUUUGUAAAACCCUUUAAAACAAAUCCCUUGUCUUUCCUUUUUGUUCUACUUUACUUAAAGAAGCUUAAGGUAGAGAGAUAAGAAGGAAUAGCUAACACCUUCCAUGACUAGCAGAAUUUCAAUCUCUCUGAGAGAAAAGACAGGAAAAGAAAAGAAAAGAGGAAGAGCAAAAAAGGAGAGGCUCAGCUUCUAUCUUGUAUAUCAAGACUCUUUCUAUCAACAUGUCUGAUUCUUUAAGCCUAUACACACUUGAAGUUUCUCAGAUUCCCUUCACUUUUCCCUACUUUUCUAGAAAAUCUUUUAAUGUUGGAAGGCUUAAAUCCCUUUGUCUUUGCUUCAACUCCUUCCAAACUCAAUCCUCUUGAAACAUAUUUUCUCAAACCAAACAUGUUCCCUCUCAUUGUUUUCACAUUACUCUCUCAUCUAACUAUUUCUUCAUGUUCUGCUUCAUUACAUGCUGAUUUUCAUGUCUUGGUGGCACUUAAGAAUGGAUUUCAGUUCCCUGAAUCCCUGUUAAGCUCAUGGAAUUCUUCGAAUCCGAGUUCGGUUUGUUCCUGGUCCGGCGUACAAUGCUAUGGGGGACGAGUUGUUUCAUUGGACUUGACAGAUAUGAAUAUGUGCGGCUAUGUUUCACCUCAGGUUUCAAGGCUUGAUAAGCUAACCAACCUCUCCCUUGCUGGCAACAACUUCACUGGCAACAUUGAGAUUGCCAAUAUAAGCGACCUUCGGUUUCUCAACAUUUCCAACAACCAGUUCAAUGGUCACCUGGAUUGGAACUAUGCAAGCAUCAGCAACCUGGAAGUGUUUGAUGCUUAUAACAACAAUUUCACUGCUGUUCUGCCGGUUGGGGUUGUUGGAUUGAAGAAACUCAGGUACUUGGAUCUUGGUGGCAAUUAUUUCUAUGGCACAAUCCCACCAAGCUAUGGCACGUUGGUGGGGUUGGAGUAUCUUUCACUAGCCGGGAAUGAUCUUAAUGGGAAAAUUCCUGGUGAGUUAGGCAACCUGGUCAACUUGAGAGAGAUCUAUUUGGGGUAUUACAAUGUUUUCCAAGGCGGUAUCCCUUCAGAGUUGGGUAAUUUAGUAAAUUUAGUUCACAUGGAUCUCUCAAGCUGUGAAUUGGAUGGUCCAAUUCCUCACGAGUUGGGGAAGCUGCAGUUGCUUGAUACUCUGUACCUGCAUAUCAAUCUACUCUCAGGUCCAAUUCCUAAGCAGCUAGGCAACGUGACCAACUUGGUGAACCUUGAUCUCUCCCACAAUGCACUCAGUGGAGAAAUCCCACCUGAGUUCACCAAUCUCAAGCAACUCAGGCUUCUCAAUCUCUUCAUGAACACACUACACGGCUCUAUUCCACAUUUGGUAGCUGACUUGCCUAAUUUAGAAACCUUGGGGCUAUGGAUGAACAACUUUACUGGUGUGAUACCUGAGAAUCUCGGUCGAAACGGGAGGCUGCAAGUGCUCGAUUUAUCGUCCAACAAGCUAACUGGUACGAUCCCUCCACACUUGUGUGCUUCGAAUGAGUUAAGGAUAUUGGUCCUGAUGAAAAAUUUCCUUUUCGGGUCCAUUCCUGAAGAACUGGGGAGAUGUUAUAGUCUCACUAGAGUAAGGUUGGGGCAGAAUUACUUGAAUGGUACCAUUCCAAAUGGCUUCAUUUACUUGCCCCAACUAAACUUAGCAGAGUUGCACAACAAUUACCUUUCGGGAACAUUGGCUGAAAAUGGUAACAUGUCGUCUAAACCUGUUAAGUUAGGCCAGCUCAAUUUGUCAAACAAUCUCCUUUCAGGUCCAUUGCCAUCUUCACUUUCCAACUUGUCUUCUCUCGAAAUCCUUCUACUUAGCGGAAACCAAUUCUCGGGUCCUAUACCACCUUCUAUAGGAGAACUCAUGCAAGUUUUGAAGCUUGAUGUUAGUAGAAAUUCACUUUCUGGUAUUAUCCCACCAGAGAUUGGGAACUGUUUUCAUCUCACAUACCUUGAUAUGAGCCUAAAUAACCUCUCUGGCUCAAUUCCACUUGAGAUUUCCGAUUUGCAUAUCCUGAGUUACUUGAAUGUAUCGAGGAACCAUUUAAAUGAAGGCAUUCCCAAAAGCAUUGGAUCAAUGAAAAGCCUCACCGUUGCCGACUUCUCCUUCAACAAUUUCUCUGGGAAGCUGCCGGAGUCCGGCCAGUUUGCCGUCUUUAACGCUUCAUCUUUUGCAGGCAAUCCUCAACUCUGUGGUUCUCUCCUCAACAACCCUUGCAAUUUCUCUGCAGUUACAAGCACCCCAAGAAAGGCCCCUAGGGACUUCAAGCUAAUCUUUGCAUUAGGCCUUUUAAUAUGCUCUCUAAUAUUUGCCACUGCCGCCAUCAUCAAAGCCAAGUCAUUCAAGAAGAACGGUUCAAAUUCUUGGAAGAUGACAGCAUUCCAAAACCUCGAAUUCACCGUUUCCGAAAUCCUCGACUGCGUCAAGGAUGGCAAUGUGAUUGGAAGAGGAGGUGCAGGCAUUGUUUAUCAUGGCAAAAUGCCUAACGGUAUGGAAAUCGCGGUAAAAAAGCUUCUCGGCCUUGGCACAAGUCGACACGAUCAUGGUUUCCAAGCCGAAAUCCAAACAUUGGGAAACAUCAGACACCGAAACAUCGUCAGGUUGCUAGCAUUUUGCUCCAACAAGGAAACCAAUCUCUUGGUCUAUGAGUACAUGAGAAAUGGAAGCCUCGGUGAAGCAUUACAUGGCAAAAAGAAAGGUGCUUUCCUCGGAUGGAACUUGAGGUACAAAAUUGCAGUUGAAGCAGCUAAAGGUCUUUGCUAUCUUCACCAUGAUUGUUCUCCAUUAAUCGUUCACCGAGACGUAAAAUCAAAUAAUAUCUUGCUCGAUUCAAGCUUCGAAGCACACGUUGCAGAUUUCGGAUUAGCCAAAUUCUUGGUGGAUGGAGGUGCAUCGGAGUGCAUGUCCGCCAUUGCAGGAUCCUAUGGCUACAUUGCUCCUGAAUAUGCAUACACGUUGAGAGUAGAUGAAAAAAGUGAUGUGUAUAGUUUUGGGGUAGUUCUUUUAGAGAUGAUCACCGGACGAAAACCGGUGGGUGAAUUUGGAGAAGGUGUAGAUAUAGUACAAUGGGCUAAACGAUCGACAAAUUGUCGAAGAGAAGAAGUUAGUAACAUCGUGGACCGGAGGCUAACAUCAGUGCCUAAAGACGAGGCAAUGCACUUAUUGUUCAUUGCAAUGUUAUGCGUACAAGAAAAUAGCAUAGAACGUCCCACCAUGAGAGAGGUAGUUCAAAUGCUAUCGGAGUUUGCUCGACAUUCACUUGACUCCCAAUCUUCGUCUUCCUCCUCCUCCUUCAUUCAAAAAAAAUUUUGAAACAAAUAAAUAAAUGAAGAGAUUUGAGUUUUAAGCAACUUCUGUAUUUUUCUUUUUUACUGGUGUUUUGGGUUUGUUGUUAUAUAGUUUGCUAUUUGCAAAGCAUACAUCUCUAAUUUUCUUUCAUAAAUUUUCAGUUUACGUUUAGGGAUAACCCAAAAAUAAAUAGAUUUAGGAAUAAUUGCAUCCUUAAAAAUGGAUCAUGUAUGCACUCCCUUCUUUGUAUUAUAUUCCAUAUUUCAAUGCUACACUUAUCAAUUGACAACAGAUUCUAUCAUUUGUGUAAA
Molecule: messenger RNA, 3665 nt
Organism: Gossypium raimondii (Peruvian cotton)
Lineage: Eukaryota; Viridiplantae; Streptophyta; Magnoliopsida; Malvales; Malvaceae
Product: leucine-rich repeat receptor-like serine/threonine-protein kinase BAM1
Exons: 2
Coding region: 352-3378 (1008 amino acids)
Biological process (GO): protein phosphorylation; hormone-mediated signaling pathway
Cellular component (GO): plasma membrane
Molecular function (GO): protein kinase activity; protein binding; ATP binding
Source: RefSeq, a predicted model, not a curated record